AUGUUUUUCAGAGAAGUCCAGUCUUUACAGACAUCAGAGAUCUCACACAGGGGGAAAAGCCAUAUUCCUGUCCUGAGUGCGGGAAAUGUUUUUCACAGAAGUCCAAUCUUUACACACAUCAGAGAUCUCACACAGGGGAGAAGCCGUAUUCCUGUCCUGAGUGCGGGAAAUGUUUUUCACAGAAGUCCAGUCUUCACAUACAUCAGAGAUCUCACACAGGGGAGAAGCCAUUUUCCUGUUCUGAGUGCGGGAAAUGUUUUUUUGAUAAGUCCGGUCUUUACAAACAUCAGAGAUCUCACACAGGAGAGAAGCCUUAUUCCUGUCCAGAGUGCGGGAAAAUGUUUUUCACUGAAUCCAAUCUUUACAAACAUCAGAGAUCUCACACAGGAGAGAAGCCGUAUUCCUGUCCAGAGUGUGGGAAAUGUUUUUCAGACAAGUCCAGUCUUCACACACAUCAGAGAUCUCACACAGGGGAGAAGCCGUAUUCCUGUUUUGAGUGCGGGAAAUGUUUUUCAGACAAGUCCAGUCUUCACAUACAUCAGAGAUCUCACACAGGGGAGAAGCCAUAUUCCUGUCUCUGAGUGCGGGAAAUGUUUUUCAAAGUCCGGUCUUUACAAACAUCAGAGAUCUCACACAGGGAGGAAAAGCUGUAUUCCUGUCCUGAGUGCAGAAAAUGUUUUUCAGACAAGUCCAGUCUUUACACACAUCAGAGAUCUCACACAGGGGAGAAGCCGUAUUCCUGUUCUGAGUGCGGGAAAUGUUUUUCAGUGA
Molecule: messenger RNA, 771 nt
Organism: Staurois parvus
Lineage: Eukaryota; Metazoa; Chordata; Amphibia; Anura; Ranidae
Source: the annotation of a GenBank genome assembly